AUUUGAUAUUUUGCGUUUGGAUUUGUCUGAGUUCGGCGCGCAUUUUGACACAAUGAUCAACGGAUAACUUCAUAUCGAUCUUGGACUUUCUUUUCUUCGUUUCUUCUUUGUGUUUAUCAGUUAAGCUGUUGCGAAUAUUUGAAUUUGUCUUCCAACCAACUUCAUGAUCAAUUUCAAACAAAAGAAAUUUAUCCACCAACAACACACGGACAGUGCAAUGCCAAACAAUUUAACCGAUUUUCGUAUUAUACUACACACAAUGUGAGCACGUUGGCGCCAGUCGAUAAAUUACCGAUAAAUCGUAGUAUUUGAAUGGCUAAGUAGUUUUUACGAUAAGAUUCGUUGUUAAAAUAGUGUUUUUGGAUCGUGAUAUAGUUAAUAAAAAGAAGAAAAUGUUUGAUCAAAAGGAGACAGCAUCGGGCUACCUGUUCUAUGUGAAUAGACAAACAGGUAAACAUCAAAAUAAUAAUCCACAACUGAUGGAGAUAAUGCAAGUGAUUCAUGAUCAACACAAAUCCAUCAAAUACAUCACAUAUCGAUGCGCAACGAAAAUCUGGUUUUUGAAGCAAUCUCUCUACACUGUGAAUAUUCCCUAUAGCCUUGUGUUGACUGUGUUAAAUCAUCAUGGAUUCUCCCAAUGCGAUAAUGUGCCCGUGUUAAAGCCAAGACAAUUGAUUGCUAUCAUUCAUGACAUCUACUAUGCCGCCCAUAAAUGUGACCUUUUCACACAAAGCAUUGACUUUCAUUUAAAACGAUGCACUUCAAUGCUUACGAACUUCUUUUGGUGCAUUUAUGAUCCAAAACGAAUGGUGCCGUUGUCAUUGUUGGUGUUUCGCCAAUUGAUGUUAAUUUUGUGCAAUACACAGCAUUAUGGUCAGCUGAUUGAAGAGGAAUUCAAUUUGGUGACCGAUCCAAAUCGAUGUGUCAACCGAUUUCGAUUUGAUUUAAUCGUUAAUGCAAUCUCCAAAUUUUUUUCAUACAUCGGAGAGAGCCAAUCGCACGGACCUCAUCUGAUCGGUGCAAUUAUUCAAGAAUGUUUUGAAAAGAGCCUCGGUAUGAUUGGAUUGAGUGAAUACCAAUUCAUUGAACUCUGGCAAAAGCAAAAUAUAAAGUUUGCAUACUAUACCAAUGUCUUGGCAUUAUUACAUCGCAUAAAAGAGUCUCAGAACAUUUUACACGAUGCUGAAUGUGUGAACUGCAAAAGAUCACCAAUUGUGGGAAUUCGCUUCAAGUGCCAACAAUGCAAAAACCUAUCACUCUGUUUUGAAUGCUUUUGCGCUGGAUACAAAAGUUCAAAACACGAAAUGUCACAUCGAAUGUAUGAAAUUAGUACGAAUCUCACAAAAAGCAAUGUUUUUUCUUCGACUUUCGCAACGGUGGGAAAGUGGUUUUGUUUAAGGAGAAAACCAAGAAAAAGUGAUGAACAUAAUUUAACGAUGGAAAUUAAGGUAACAGAUGAACAUAACGGCGACACAAACACCACAAUUAUUGAAUGUGUUAACGAUACGAAAUGGGAUACACCACGAAAACCAAAACCAUCGAUACGUCAAAUCGAUGAGAAGUUUAAUCAGACGAGAAAAGCUCCAAAUCCAAAUACAAGUUCCCAAGAUGAACUGCAGUCUGUGCUCAAUUCGCUGGCCCAUCAAGUGGAAUCGUUCCAAGCCUAUCUUGCAUUGUCAAAGAAACAACGAAAAUUGGUGAAACCAGAGUUUUUGUGUGAACACCAAGUCUUUCUAAACGAUGUCUUCAAUCGAUUGCGUGUAUUGAAUGUAUCAAAACCGAAGCGCAAUUCAAUGUUGGUAUCAAGUACAUAUUAUCAACCACAAUCCAGUACUCCAUAUCAAAAUGAUUAUAUUCGUAAACCACUUGCAUUCAGCAUUGGCAGUCAAUCAACGGACACGAUUUAUAGAUCAAGAUCAGAUAAAGUAUAUUUGGAUGAUAAUCGAUCCGAAUUUACAUUGGUUGACGUCAGUACAUUGCCACGGUCAAAUACACAAUCGAUACGUACAUCACGAUCCGUGCAUGCUGCAGUCAAACCGAAAAUUGAUGUGCGUCGGUGUCGCUCUGUUGCGAAUCUAAUGCCAGAUGACGCGUUCGAGGCGGAAAUGGAGAAUUUCAAACAUCUUAUCAACAAGAUCAAAACUAUAGUCGAUGAUUCAAACAGCGACAAUAAUAAACUAUCAACGGCCGCAAGAAAAUUCGAAACGGCACUUGACAAACUGAUCGAAUCCGAGGAACAGAAACGAAUUUGCUAUGUAUAAGUUAUGAAAACUAUUGGUGAUUGAAUUGAUGCUACUUUGCAAUAUAAGAUAUAUAGGCUAGUCGAUAAGAAAUUAUUAUACAAAUGACUCGAACGAUGGCUUUCUAGAAUCUCUGAUAUUUUGUAUUUCGACAAUGAACUACCCAAUUUGUUGUUAAGGACUAUCUUUACGAAUCCUUAGUUAUAGCGCUUUUUAUAUUCAAACCACAUCUGUCAUCAUAUUAAUGAUGAACAAUCUGUAAAUAUGAUUAUCAAAACAAUAAAGAUUGAACCGUGCGAUAGAUCGUGCGUUUGCGUUAAACCUA
This is a messenger RNA of Contarinia nasturtii (swede midge), 2565 nucleotides long. It is a transcript of the gene dah, whose product is annotated as dystrophin-1. Bases 393 to 2261 code for a protein of 622 amino acids. Gene Ontology annotation, molecular function: zinc ion binding. Gene Ontology annotation, cellular component: plasma membrane. The transcript has 9 exons. The record is from RefSeq and is a predicted model, not a curated record. NCBI's taxonomy places the organism in Eukaryota, Metazoa, Arthropoda, Insecta, Diptera, Cecidomyiidae. Gene Ontology annotation, biological process: synaptic signaling.